AUGCAGGUUGGUGGCAGCGGGGGCGGAAAGUCGCUGUCUAAGCCUCACCACAAAGUUUUGCUAGACAAUGCUGAGUCGCCCGUUUCGCCGAUACCAAUCGAAUCACCAUCGAAGUCGAAAUCCACGUCACCCUGCAAGAAAAUUUUCGACUUCUCACAUGGCCGCUUUACGCCUCCGAAGUCUUCGGAUAUUUCACACGCCUCAACAAAUCCGUUUCUGUUUCCGAGUGUUGAAAAAUCUGAAUCGGAGGACAGUGAAAUACAAAAAGUGUUUGAUAUGCAGUCUUCGACACAGACGAGCACCACCUCAUCGUCGUCCCAACAGCAGCAGCAACAAGCACAACAACAACAAGCCGAUCUCUUGUCUUUACACUCAUUACAAAACACAAGUCCUUCACAGAUCGGGUCGGCCAUUGCCGGUGUUGUUGGCGGUGGCGCCAUUAAACUGCAAGCGUUACAAAAAUGGUUUAAAGGUGAUGCGUUUGAGGGCGCAGGAUCUGGGGCUGCUGGUGGCGGACCACCCUCACCAGCUAAAGAACAUCAGCGCAAACGUUCAGAUGCCGCAGAAGGCUUGUCAUCGGUAUCGGUGCGGGAGCUAGUGCGUGUAAUGGGCGGACAGCAGGAUACGCGUUGUAAUGGUAAUACUACGCAUGCGCCACAAAGUUCUAGUCCUGUUCAGAUACCAGCCGCUAGCGGUAAGGGUUCAACAGAUUCGAUAAGCGUAAGCAUAAAAUCUACGGAGGCAUCAGAAACUUCGGGUCUAUUCAGUUCGCUUACGCAAGAUUCAAGUCACUCACAGAAGAACACGAAGGAGGAAGAAGCUAUGCAGCCAGAAAAUUCUACACCUACUUUUGAUAUAUCUACGAUUCGGGUCACCAGCUUCACGCCAUCGCAAACAGCAGCUUUGCUUUCCACACCAAAGCAUUCGCCUCGCAAAUUAGUGACCAGUUUACGUCGCAAUACAUCACCUUCCAACCGCAGUGUUGAGGGUACUGCAGCGCAUAAGGAACCAGAUUUGGCGCAACUUGAAGAUGAUAUGAGCAUGUUGCAUAUUACCACGACUACCAAUGGUGGCGGCGUGAUCACGCAGGAUCAGAUCUUAUUUGGUGAAAUGAAGACAGCCAGCACAACCGCAAGUACGGACGACUCGAGCCCGGCCGUCUGGCCACCACCGUUAAAUCAGAAUAACGCUUCACUUAAUGCAGCGACUUCCGCAACCAAACCGUCGCCCAAUAAGCGCAGUGCCAUUGGGCCCAUCAAGCGUGCCAUGCCACCAUCGUUGGCCGAAAGCAUACGCGCGGUAUUUGCUGCUUUCCUCUGGCAUGAAGGACUCGUACACGACGCUAUGGCUUGCGCUAGCUUCUUGAAAUUCCAUCCAACACUACCCAAAGAGGGCGCAACAGUUGUGACCAGGCGCGAUUCGAAGGACAGUCGGCUGCAAUUGUCACGCGAGCAAAAAGCACAACAGCGCCAUUCUGUGGAGGUGGCUAAUGCGGGUACAUACUUGAACAUCAGACCAUCCACGCUGGAGACACUUACGAAGAGUGGAAAUUCGUCGGUGAACAACCGUAAGCAUCGGAAAAAUUUAGCAGUCGCCUCCGGUGCUGGUAGUGGCGGCGAGGAAUUAGAGAGUGGUGAGAAGCAGAAGUUGCACACGCUGUCCGAAGUGGUGACUGUGCUGCCGCCUGCGCUGCGUUGUCUCGUCUACCUAUGGGAGCAGGUGUGCACCAACUGCGUGCAAGUGAUGCAAUCGAAUAUAGUGGAGCGCGAGAAGGCAAGCGGUGGCACACCGACACGGGAGCCGAGCGCCGAAGCCAAGGAAAAGCAAGAGUCGAACGAUAGAGACAUGGUGAAGAAAUCGCGACGUAAGAAAAAGGACGAUGGUUCAUGGUGUGAGGUGUGUGAAGUAUUUUUGCCGAUACCCGUGACAUACCACAUGCGUAUCGUACAUCCUGGUUGUGGCAAAUCCGCGAAGGGCAAAGGUUAUAAUUCGGUGGGCAUUUUCUGCGAAGGCUGGGCCGGCAAUUGUGGGGAAGGUGGUAAGGGUGCAUCCAGCUGGUUUCUGAUGUGCGACGAAUGCAGAGAGAAAUAUAUAGCAGCGAAUAAGAAUGUAAACAACGUAAAUAGCGUACCGGGAGUGACACUUACGGCGAAUGAAAUGAAUUUAUUUGGCGUAAAAACUACUACACUCAUCGCGAAUUCCGAAAUUUAUACAACCAUGCGUGAGAAUGCCACUUUCUUGUUGGAGCUCUCUUCAAGCGCAUCCACUUUGAAUGCCACAGGCAACAGUGGCGCUGCUGGCAUGAAUUCACUAAAUUUGGGCGCAUCCAAUAAACGGUCGCCGCAACAAAUGCCCGUUGUGGUUGAACACCAACACUUCAAUAUGACCGAUUUAAAUAAGCCGAGCACUAGUCGUGGCGAUUCGGCGCGGAAUAGCCGUAUUGGUUUGCGUAUGAGUGGGAAAUUCGGCAGUUCCACACCGUAUCGCAAAAGUUUUGUAGGCAGCUCUGCGUCACCCGAACACAUAUGGUUGGCACCAGAAACGUUUGCUUGCUUAGAGUCUCUGGGGGUUACUAACAACGAGGACUUGCCCUAUGAAAUGUUUGGCUUGAAUACAACUGAAAAUGGAUUCGAUAGGCCUCUCUCUGAAAUGUCUUACGAGUCCUGCGAUCCGAAUAACUACGAAAUAAUGACGGGCUCAAUGAGCACACAGCCUGGUGUUGGUACAGGCGGUGGAUCUAAUACAGGUACUCUAUCUAAAUUCCAUCGCAGCUUCUCGAUGGGUCAAGGCUGGGCCGUAGCCCAGCAGCAAGGAACAUUCCAAUUGAAAAACGUCGCCGCCAACGCUGAUGAAGCGCAGCAAACUAAGGUUGUCUUUAGACGACGCAACAACUCUACAAGCGAAAGUGAUGGCGCUCUACUUAUCUGCUAUCCAUCGGAGAACUUGCGCCGCCUCGUGCCAGAAAGCAUAUUGAAUAGCUCUAUUGUCCAUCCAGCCGUGCAGCGACUGGUCAAUGCAGAUGUUGGCGGUGUAGGUGCAACAAAGUCGCAGCAGCAUUCAUUCGAACAACCGGAGAGGGAGAGUAAUGAAAACGAUGAAAAGCCAAUGAACACAGAAUGUGGUGGCGUCAAGACCAAAGAAUAUAACUAUUCGGCUGGUAAUGUCACUUUAAAGCCCAGCGGUGUGCGCGAUAAGGACUCAUCAUCCACUUUGCUAGAUUUGGAGUUGUCACAACAGGUGAACGUAUUACUCCAACGUCCGGCCAUGGCAUUUAUUACACAAAAACAUGAUUUGGAGAAACUACGCUAUGCCAUGAAACGCAGUCUACGCAUUGCCGCCUGCCGCAUUUAUUCGCUACAAGCACUCAAUUGGCUGCUGCGUUCGGUGACACAGAGCAUCUGUCUGCACGAUCUGAUGUGGUGGUUUGUUAGUUCGCUGACUAUUUCGGCAAUUGAGAUGAUCGAUGGCAAGUACGAAGAUGCUGAACCAGCACUGGAGCACCCGGUCACCUACACGCAGAUCAGUGGUCGUUUCUCGCAUUUAAUUACGCAAAGUUUGCACGUUUUCCUACAAUCCGUUGCCGAUCUCACACUCUAUUUGCCACUUGGCUCACCAUUGCAACGCAUCGCCAUACAAUGCUUCGGCAUACGCUUUCGCCAAACGGAUCAUCAAUUUCUACACAAUUCGCAUGUAUUCGGUAAUAUUUCGAAGAUACUUUCGAAAUCCGAUGAGCAAGAUGAUGUUAUGGCUGUAUCGAGCAUGGGCAUGGCUGGUGCGGUAGCAGUGGAGGGUGGUGGCAACUCAACGGGCAUGCAUGAUGUGGAACAUAAUUUGCAGAGUGUUGGAGGCGUUGGUGGUGGUGGUGGUGGUGGUGGCGGUGGUGCGGUUGUGGGUGUUGCAGGUGGCCCGCCAGCAGGUGCUAAAAUUAUAUGCUACUCCGAUUUGAAUGGCAUGUUUGAGGUGACAGUGUCAUCGCGUCAGGCCAUGGCCGAAUCGUUGACCGAUAAUUCGACCGAAACUUUUUGGGAAAGUGAUGAGGAGGAUCGCAACAAAUGCAAGAUCAUUGAAAUAUCGAUGAAUAAGUUGUCAUAUUCGUGCAAAGUGGUUUUGGUGCACAUCGACAAUAGCCGGGAUAUACAGAACAAGGUGUUGAAUGUUGUAUUUUAUGCUGGCCAAUCGCUGGGUGAUACAAAUCUAAUCAAAUCCGUGGACGUUGAUCCAAAAGCGUGCGCUUGGAUAUCCGCCAAAAUCACAAACGAGUCGUACACACACUUUCGCUUGGAGUUUCAUGGACCAGAGAACACAUUGCGUGUUCGUCAAAUCAAAUUACUUGGGCUACCGAGCGUCAUGAGCGGAUUGGAUGAGCAAUUGAACGAGAAAUAUGGUGGACUACAAGCAACGGGCAGUGCGGGUGGGAAUAGUGGCGCAACAGUAGGUCAAUUGCACACACUCAAAUCCAAUUUGAAGCUAACAAAUGCAGUGCGCAUACAACAACAAAUCUGUGAGGCUGAGACAUUGCGCGUAUUCCGGCUAAUAACGGGUCAAGUCUUUGGUAAAUUGAUCAGCACCGCAACCACCGAGGCAGGUCACCACUCUAUACUCGGCAUGGAUUCUAGCG
Molecule: messenger RNA, 4618 nt
Organism: Rhagoletis zephyria (snowberry fruit fly)
Lineage: Eukaryota; Metazoa; Arthropoda; Insecta; Diptera; Tephritidae
Product: E3 ubiquitin-protein ligase highwire-like
Biological process (GO): axon guidance; regulation of synaptic assembly at neuromuscular junction
Cellular component (GO): plasma membrane; nucleus
Molecular function (GO): ubiquitin protein ligase activity
Source: RefSeq, a predicted model, not a curated record